Oreochromis aureus is the source of this 1994-nucleotide messenger RNA. RefSeq names its product probable E3 ubiquitin-protein ligase ARI5. Bases 84 to 893 code for a protein of 269 amino acids. Lineage: Eukaryota; Metazoa; Chordata; Actinopteri; Cichliformes; Cichlidae. The record is from RefSeq and is a predicted model, not a curated record. The transcript has 4 exons.
UGUCAGUGGUGAUCGGUUUCGCUUCACUUGACUGCAGACACACAGAUUGUUUAGAGGACGGAGCAGAGAGCUUCUGAGCUAAAAUGACCGAAGAGAAAAGAUACGACCCCAGAGACACGACGCUGAAAUUCGUCAACAGGCCCGAUGAUCUGGAUCCACUACCUCCAGAGGAAGGAGACCAGGGUCUCAGAGCACAGAUGUCCUGCGGCCAUGCCGUCACACCGGAGUCGCUCACAGGGUGGUGUCGCAGCCUGUUGGAUCAGGGCCAGUACAAAUUUAAGUGCCCAGCUCUAAAGGAUGGUACGCUACAUAAGUGUGAUGCAGUGUGGUCCUACCAAGAGGUGCGCAGGCUGGCAGUACUGACAACAGAAGAGAUGGAGUACUUUGAAGAGAACAUCGCUCGCCUAGCUGCCACAGAGUACUGCGAAUUUAAAACUUGUCCUGGUUGCAAAACCUAUGUGGAGAGAGAGGACCUGACCAACCUUAAUGUUCAGUGCACAAUCUGCACUGCAGACAAGAAGAAAGUGUGCCAGUUCUGCUGGCAGUGUUUGAAGCCAUGGAAAGGUAGCGCUCCACGCUCUGACCGCUGUGACAACGAUGGAUGCAUGAAUCACGACCUCGAACUUCUCAAGAAUUGCAAGACUACCGCUCUCCCUCAGGUUCAGGGGGUCGAUGCCUGUCCCUCCAUUCGGGCUUGUCCCACCUGUGGUCAGAGGGUGGAGCACGACAAAACAGGCUGCAAGAACAUCAUCUGUCCUCGCUGUCAGAAAGAGUUCUGCUUUGUGUGUCUGAAACUGACUCCUGAGUGCUUGAAGACAAGUUCUUACUUCAUCCCCUGCAGUGAUGGUGUAGCUCCCAGACAAACUUCAAUACCUGUGUGGCGCAGAAACUAAGACACAGCAUGCUCUCUGACUCAUUACACAUUAUCCUUCUCUCAUGUUAGACUUUUUCUUUUAUAUUUCAUUCAGAGAAUUUCAUUGAGAGAAGCCAAAUGUUUUACAGCCUGACUUGUUCAUAUGCUUUAAACAGUGGUAAACUAUGUUUCCUGUAUGCAUUUUUAUGUUGUACAACAGACUUUUUAAAAAUAGCUUUCUUUGACUUAAUCUCUGUUAAAUAAUAGUUAGUCAUUGACAAACAAGUCACUUAAUAAAGAUUCCUUGCAAAUAAACAGAAUACAUAUUUAGUGUGACAAAUAUCAGUUCAUGUAUAUAUUUAUGUGUUAAUCAGUUUCUGCAGCUUUAAUAUAAAUGAAAUUAAAUGAAAUUAACAACAGGUGCAGUAGAGGGCCACCAAUGAGACAACCACAAAAGUAGGAAUGGUUUUACUGGUGGAUGACGCUGAUAUUUUUUUUUCUCAUCAUCUAUUCUUUUUUUACUAGUUUUCAUUUGGUUACAGUCAGUUUCACUGCUUUUUGCGUGAGGUGAAAACUGGACCCUACAGAGGUUGCACAAACAGUCCAACUCCACCAGAUGCCACAAAACUACAUGCCAAUGCCAGAAGGUUUUCUGUGUCUCCCAGCACAGUCUUAAGAGCAUGGAGCAGACUCCAGUAGACAGGCGGUUACUCUAAGAGAGCUGGAGAGGGUUGUAGAAGACCUUCCACCCAUCUGCAGGACCGGCAUCUGUUCCUUUGUGGAAAGAGGAACAAGUUGAGUACUACCUUAGCUUCAAAAUGACUUCCAGCACUGGUGUGAAUGUCUCUGACCAAACAAUUAGAAACAGAUUUCUUGUGAGCGGCCUUAGGACCUGAUGUCCUUUAGUGGUCCUGUGCUCACUAUUUGGCAUUGUAGAGUAUAAAUGGCUUUUGCCAUGGAAUACCAGAAUACUAACAGAGUGACAGUAACAAUAAAAAUGACGGUCUCCUUUCCAAAUAUUUUUGCCACUAUGAUUUCACCCCACAUGUGCCCAUUCUCCCUGUUGUUCUAUGUUUACUAGCUGACUGACUCAUGUUUGUGCUGAAAAAUUAUGGGAGUCAAAUUAAAGUAAUGAAACACA